GUAAAAUCGCAAAGACGAAGAAGAAAGAGGACAACAAACAUGGCGGAAAGAGAAGUGGGUGAAACCGGUGACACCCGUAUCGCUUGCGACUCAACGUAUAAUAGUGAUGGUCCAGGGGAUGCUGUGACCCCGACAUCACCUGAAGAUGAAAGCUCGGAAAGUCCUGCAUCUCAGCAGGCCCAGGACCUCAAAAGCGUCCUGGUCACCAGCGUUUUAAACCUAGAAAAGCUCGACGUAGACCUGUACAGGGGAAGGCACCACUGGGUGCCCCGCAGUCAGCGUUUGUUUGGGGGUCAAAUAAUCGGUCAGGCCCUUGUCGCUGCUGCCAAAUCUGUCAGCGAUAAUCUCUAUGCCCAUUCUCUCCACUGCUACUUUGUACGAGCAGGAGAUCCUAAGGUCCCAGUGCUGUACCAGGUGGAGCGCACCAGAGAUGGUCGCAGUUUCACAGUACGCUCUGUGAAGGCCAUCCAGCAUGGACAGCCUAUACUCAUCUGCCAAGCGUCCUUCCACAUGCUGCAGCCGAGUCCCCUGCAGCACCAGUUCACCAUGCCGGUGGUCCCUAAGCCUGAAGACCUCCUCACUGUAGAGGAACUCAUUCAUCUUUAUCUCAGUAAACCAGACAUAGGAGAGAAAUCAAAACAAGGCCUUAACAAACUGCUGGCUAAUGAGGUCCCCAUUGAGAUAAAGCCAAUCAACCCACCACACUUUUACAGACUGGGUGCAAGAGAGCCGAAGAUGCUGUUCUGGGUGCGAGCACGAGGAUAUAUUGGCGAAGGCAACAUGAAGCUGCAUUGCUGCGUUGCUGCUUAUGUAUCAGACUUUGCAUUCCUGGGCACAGCGCUGCUGCCUUAUCCCAGCUACAGGGCCCAGUUCGCAGCCUCCCUGGACCACGCCAUGUGGUUCCACAGCACUUUCCGCAGCGAUGAGUGGAUGUUGUAUGAGUGUGAGAGCCCAUGGGCAGGGGGCAGCAGGGGACUGGUUCAAGGCCGGCUGUGGAGAAGAGACGGGGUGCUGGCUGCCUCCUGUUCCCAGGAGGGGGUCCUGAGAGUGAAACCAGUCACAGAGCCCAGCAAACUAUAAGCACAUUUAUAAGAUUUCUUAUUGUUUUGAUUUUUAAAAACACAAUAUUUUAAUAUAAUAAUAAAUUGUUUUAUUUUUUUUUUAAAAAGAAGCUAAAUAUAAUUUAUUUCCAGUCAAAAAAUGAAAAGGUUAUAAUAUAUGAAUGCCUCCCAUUUAGUUAGAUGAGAUGUGUUAACAAGUUUCUCCAAAGGUCCAAAGGUUACACAAAAUGUAUUCCAUCACUUUGCAUAUUAAUCAUGCUCAUAUGUCAUUUCACUAGGAUUGUACCUUAUACAAUUUGAUGCAACUAAUAAAAAACUGAUUGAUGUAAUCAUGUGUUGUCAUGACCAAAUCCUACUGCAAGGACUUGGAUGUAAUUAUUGAGGUGCCUACCAUGAAGAAAAAUACAAAGCAUGGCCAUUUUGUAUGAUCACACUUUUGGGCAUCAAACAAAUAUAUGGUCAACAACAAAAGCAAAUAAUAGAACAACUGGCUUGGAUAAGUUGUGAAAAGAGUUGACCAAAGAUUGUAGAAACUUGGCCAACAUUUUUCAUUUGCAUGCCUGUCUAGUACAUGUAAUUACCAGUAGCUGUCCCAUAGGUUUUAGAUUAUAUUUUUUAAAUAAACAACUAUUUAUGCAUACAUA
Molecule: messenger RNA, 1705 nt
Organism: Perca fluviatilis (European perch)
Lineage: Eukaryota; Metazoa; Chordata; Actinopteri; Perciformes; Percidae
Gene: acot8
Product: acyl-CoA thioesterase 8
Exons: 6
Coding region: 40-1080 (346 amino acids)
Biological process (GO): acyl-CoA metabolic process; fatty acid catabolic process
Cellular component (GO): peroxisomal matrix
Molecular function (GO): fatty acyl-CoA hydrolase activity
Source: RefSeq, a predicted model, not a curated record